This is a messenger RNA of Naegleria lovaniensis, 1122 nucleotides long. RefSeq lists its product as uncharacterized. The coding region runs from base 1 to 1122 and encodes 373 amino acids. The transcript has 2 exons. The record is from RefSeq and is a predicted model, not a curated record. Lineage: Eukaryota; Heterolobosea; Eutetramitea; Acrasida; Naegleriidae.
AUGAUGAAUGCUGCAAUUGACGGAUCAACCUUCUCGCAACGAAGCCAUUCGGAUCACGAAAAUAAUUGUUGGAAGGAACCAUUUAUUGAUAAUGAGCUGGAUGAAGCGACAUAUGGUGUCAAAAUUAUUUUAAUUUAUUUAUUGCCCAAUCAGCAGCCAAUCGGAGACGACGAAAUUAUGGAUGACGCUCAUGAGCUGAUCAGAAAAUUGACCCAAAAGAUGGGAAUAGUGAAGCGAAAAGCAAAACCAUUUUCCACCAAUUUUGAACUCGUACAUACAUUUGGAAAAGCUGGAGUGUCAGGCAAUGAUUCACAUCUGUUUAAUUGCCCCUUUGACGUAAAAAUAUCCUAUUCUCGUUCAUGUAUUUUAAUUAGUGAUUCACUUAAUUCUAGAAUUCAGGUUUUUGACAUACACACCAAAGAAUUGCGAGCAUCUAUUCCUAGUCCUUCUAAGUACCCACUAUUUUUAUGUGUGGAAGAAAAUUAUGAUGGAAAAAACAACGACGCUCUAAUAUUCGGAUGCGAAAAAUUUGGUGUCUUCAAAUAUGAUUUGAAUGACUUGUUAGAAAAAUCUAGAAAUAUGGAGACAUGCAAAAGCAUUUGGACUUCUCAAGCUUUCGUUUCUCCCCAAGGAAUAGUUUUAUUGAGCUCUAAAAGCCAUGUAUAUAUUUGUGACUGGGAUGAGCAUAACAUGAAAAUUUUGAAUGUAAAAACAGGAGAGCUAGUUCAAAGUAUGACGGUUCAGUCUCCCUAUGGAAUUGAUUUUAGUGAUGACGGAGAUAUCAUUAUUAGUGAAUUAGACCCUUCUCACAAAAUUCAAAUAUUUCGCAUGAAUGACGCUCGAGAUGACUGGCAAUGUAUUAAAUCGUUUGGAAAGUAUGGUCAACUGAAUGGAGAAUUCGAUCAUCCUUUUACAUUGGUUUUUGAUAAGGCUGCAAAACACAUAAUCGUGUCUGACAAUUAUAAAAUUCAAAUCUUCGAGAAAGAUGGCUCGUUUCUCAAGUCUUUCGGAGGCAUAACAACGAGCCAACUUUCUGCUGUUACAGGCAUAUGCUUGAACGAAUUGACUGGGGAGUUAUUGGUCUGUGAUUCAUUUAGCAAUCGAGUUCUGAUUUUCAAGUAA